GGGCCCGAUGGGCAUCCUAAUUACGCUGCUCGAAGGCGCCAAGAAGAGUGGACUAGUUUAGCGAUGGAUAUAAAAGAUCGCUUGGAGUCCGUUCAAAAUGCCGUCAAAGAUCAGUCUGCCAGUCCCGACCUUCAAGUCCUGGUUUCCAACUAUUCUCAAGAACUUGAACACGUUCUUCGUGGCCUAAUCCUCUCAAAUAGAAGCCAAUCGAGUUCCACCAAGGCGGUCCUAGGAACAAUCAAGACAGCUUUAACAGUGGAUAAUGAAAGGGAAAAGAUCAAACACUCCAUCGCUCAAAUGAACGAGGCCUACAAUCGAUUCAUGGUCGGGUUGCAAAUACUUAUUCGAAAGGGUGUAGAGGAGCUUCAAAAUGGACAAACUCAUAUUCAUCAGACGAUUCAAGAUCAUCGAACGGAGCACGCUGAGAGCUACGCUCAAAUCCGCGCAGUCUACCAGGAACAACUAGAAGCGAAGAAUCAGUUUAUCGAAGCAGAAGAGAUUAACCUUAUCAAAGGAAUGGUGACGGCUCAUCUGGCCAACGGAAGCGUACAUCAGAAGUGUAUGAAUGGAACUCGUCAUUCAUUGUUAGGAGAAAUAGAUGAAUGGCGAGUUAAAUCGGACUCAAGUCAGAUUCUCUGGCUUUCUGGAGUCGCUGGAGUCGGGAAGUCCACGGUGGCGAGGGAGCUGGUCGAUAAAUGGAAGCUAGAUGGCCACCUCGCGGGGUGCUUCUUCUUUUCGCGGGAUACGGAGGAAACCCGUGUCUCAAGACUCUUUUUCACUACCGUUGCUCAACAAGGGCUUUCACGUCUCGAUUCCCAAGCCCAGACCGUUGUCGCAGACGGGAUCCGCAAACUAUUCGAUCCACUUUCCGCCACACUAGAAGAGCAAUGCACUCAUUUGUUUGUAAAUCCCAUAAAAACAAUCCGAGAUCCAACUGUUUUAGUUCUGGACGCCAUGGACGAGUGUGAUCCUGAUGCUUGCGAACAACUAUUGCGCAUCGUUCUUUCAGAAUUAUCCAAUAUCCCUCUUCUCAAGCUCCUCAUAACCAGUAGGCCAGAGGUUCAUAUUCAAAGGCAGCUAGAGCUUCACAAGGUUCAAGAGAUCUCACUUCGUCUGAACGAUGGGUCGAAUACCCAAGACGUUGAGACCUAUAUGAGAAGUCGCUUACAAAAGGUGAACUUCCCAGAGGAUCAAGUCCUAAAGCUCGUUGAGCGCGCUGGUGGCUUGUUCAUCUGGGCGAAGACUGUAUGUGAUUUGAUUAGAAACCUUAGAGGCGAUAGAGACACAUUCAUCAACCGAGUCCUUGCUCAAAACCUUCGCCAAAUAGAUCCUAUUUACCGCAUUGCACUCGAGCAAGCUAUUGGAAGAAACGAUGAAGAGGAAAAUGUCCAAGCAUACAUGGCCGUUCUAAAGCUCAUAACUGCAGCAUAUGAACCAUUGUCGCCCAAUACAAUUAAUCGACUCCUCGGUAUACCAAAUUCGAUGGACAUUAUCAACGAUUUGCGAAGUGUACUGGAAUGUCGUGGUCCAGAGGAAGUCGUCCGAUUCUUGCAUCCGACCUUUCGAGACUUCCUCUGUAACUCCCCAAAUAUCGACUUAUAUCGUGUAGAUAUAAACAAAGCUCAUGGAUUGAUUGGCAUCGGAUGUCUUAAAAUGAUUUACGAUGAACUCCAUUACGACACCUGCAAGCUCUUUGAUCAUCGUGACAGAGUCCUCAAACCCGAAGCACUGGAAGUUCUUCGUAUCCAAAAUAUCUCCUCGGCUCUGAGGUAUAGCUGCAGUUUCUGGGGUAUUCAUUUGACAUCUCAAAUGAAGGGAACAGUCCAAAGAGACGAGGUCAUUUCACACAUCGAGACAUUUUUCACGAGAAAUCUCCUGGAUUGGUUAUAUAUUAUUGGUGUACAAGGCUCUAUUGAUAAUGCCUUCAAUAUGCUUCGUGAGCUUAUUGCUACCGGUAUUCAAGUAUAUGCUAGAUCAAUCUUGUUCCCUCAUCCCACCAUUACCAUGGGCACUGAAUUAGACUGGCCCUCCACCAUGACCGUUCAAACGUAUGACAUCCAGGCUUCCAUUCUCUUACCUUUCGAUGAUCUCCUGGCGACUGGUGGACAAAGGGAAGACAUGCCAGUAUUCUCUGUUUGGGAUAUAAAGACGACAGAUGGGGUGACAUGCACCCAUCCUUGUGGAGCCAAGCAUUGUGCUGUCACACAUCUAUCGUUCAUUGACAGCGGUGAUACUGUGCUCUUACACACCGGAUGCAAUUGCGGCAAGUUAUGUAAAUGGAGAGUGUCAAACUAUCACUGCUCAUUAUUGAGUCAGAUAACCUUCGAGUCCGAUGGUAUCUGUAUUGCAUGGGCAGAUGAUGGAACUAAGGCCAUUACAUUCUGCAUGAUAGAGCAAACAGGAUACAAAAGGAACCAGAGCCGAAAAUACUAUUGCAAUACAUAUACAGAUGAUGGUUCAUCUACUCGCUGUCAAAUAUUUGAUGGCCAGAAGGAAGGAGAGGAAAAAGGUAAUAUAACGAGUCGGAUCCCGUGGAUUCGAUUUACGCCAUGCUCCGGGAAGAGAUUCAUUUAUUGGACCUCGAAUCUAUCAGGGAAUAAAGUUGCCAUCUUUGAGUCUUCCUCGGGUAGACUGAUCUCCCAGGAGUCAUACCCUCAGAAUUUGAAAGAAAUGCACUUUUCACCAGAUGGAAGGAACAUUCUCCUAUGGUUCAGUUCCUCUCAGCGGCUCAAACUGGUAUCCUCUGAAGAUGGUAGUGAUCUAUGGGACUGGAUAUUGCAGGAUGGAUUCAUCAAGAAGGUUCAAUUCUUCCCAAACACAGCCCAGGUUCUCUUGCUUAGCACUUCUACAACUUACAUCGUCGAUUCACUGAACGGCUCGACAUUAUACAGGCGAGAUACUAGUGAAUCAUUGCUUCCAUGUUGUUCUGUCAUCUCACCAAGUGGCGAGAGAGUUGCCGUUCACUCUAGUGGAAAGGUCGAGAUAAUGGACCAUACACUUGGGGAAUAUAGGGAAGAACAUUCGGCUGAAGAAAGGGGUCACCUCCUGCAUUUCUCUUGGGCCCAUUCAACUCUAGUAUUCAUGCAAGAUCAUUAUGAUGGUCGGUCUGCCCUCUCCUUCCAACGUUUAUCCUCAAGUAUGCCGGCCGUGGACACUACAAGCGACCCGAACUCGUGUGUAACGAACGUUUUCCUCUCCCCAAACGGUAAAUUUCUCCUGACCGUCCAUAAUGGCGAAUCGUUUUGUCUAUGGAAUACGGCAUUGGGCCUCAAAAUACCUAUUGUUGGGGAUGAAGGCAGUAGAACGUUCCAAAGUCCUCAGAUUCAAUGGGCGAAAGACUCUUCGGCUGCAUUAAUCUGGUCUUCAGACCGGUUAGUUCUAUUUAGGACAAACACAGGAUAUAUUCAAACUAUAUUACUACCUACCAUCACCCCACAUAUGCUUGAUGAAUCCACCUACCUCUCUAUUUGCCGCGUACCUUCCCCACCUGAAUCUAUUCAUGAGCUUUUAGUUUCCCCUCAAGACCAGUCGGUGGCCUUGAUCUGCGAACAGAAUCUAGGGAUCUUAGAUCUUGGUGAUGGAUCCUAUAUGGAUCCGUUGGGUCAGGGUAAAUUCCGUGGGGGCGGAUUUUCCCCAGACGGUACGCGUUUCUGUGCCCUGGAAUCAUCAGCCUAUCUGAACACCGUAUUUAUCGUGUGGUGUAUCGAAAUUCCAAGUCAUUCUGUCCGCAAAUGUCAUAUUCAACUGCAGCCUACCUGGCAUUGGCCAAAGCUACGAUCUGUUACCAACUUGACCUCCGAGAAUAGAUCGAUAUUGGGCACUUUGACCUCACAAA
Molecule: messenger RNA, 3835 nt
Organism: Acaulospora colombiana
Lineage: Eukaryota; Fungi; Glomeromycota; Glomeromycetes; Diversisporales; Acaulosporaceae
Source: the annotation of a GenBank genome assembly